This is a messenger RNA of Carica papaya (papaya), 1796 nucleotides long. RefSeq names its product sirtuin 1 (gene SRT1). Gene Ontology annotation, molecular function: NAD+ binding; transcription corepressor activity; histone deacetylase activity, NAD-dependent. Gene Ontology annotation, biological process: negative regulation of transcription by RNA polymerase II. The record is from RefSeq and is a predicted model, not a curated record. Gene Ontology annotation, cellular component: nucleus. Lineage: Eukaryota; Viridiplantae; Streptophyta; Magnoliopsida; Brassicales; Caricaceae.
GAGAAGAGAAGAAGAAAGAAACAGAGGGAAAAUCAAAAGGCUCCCAUAACUCUCUUUUUCUUCUUCUGAUCAACUUUUCCAGACAGAGAGAGAGAGAGAGAGAGAGAGAGAGAGAGAGAGAGAGAGAGAGAGAGAGAGAGAGAGAGUAUAAAGAGCCAGCUGAAGAGAGAGAUAGACACAGAAAACAGAGCGCCAUGUCUCUUGGUUACGCAGAGAAGCUAUCGUACAUAGAGGAUGUCGGCAAAGUUGGGAUGGCAGAAUUCUUCGACCCACCUCACGUUUUGCAAGACAAAAUUGAGCAACUUGCUAAGAUGAUACAGAAGAGUAAGCAUCUAGUGGUAUUUACUGGUGCAGGAAUAUCAACUUCUUGUGGUAUACCUGAUUUUAGAGGUCCCAAAGGAAUUUGGACACUGCAGCGGGAGGGCAAACCAUUACCUGAAGCAUCGCUACCUUUCCAUCGUGCAAUGCCAAGCAUGACUCACAUGGCUUUGGUUGAACUGGAGAAAUCUGGCACUUUAAAGUUUGUCAUUAGCCAGAAUGUCGAUGGCAUCCAUCUUCGAUCUGGAAUACCAAGGGAGAAACUUGCUGAACUGCAUGGGAAUUCUUUUAUGGAAGCCUGCCCUUCAUGUGGAGCUGAGUAUUUGCGGGAUUUUGAGGUGGAAACAAUUGGAUUGAAGGAGACAUCAAGACGAUGCUCUAAUGAAAAUUGUGGAGCUAAACUUAGGGAUACAGUUCUAGAUUGGGAGGAUGCAUUGCCCCCAAAGGAGAUGAACCCAGCAGAGAAGCACUGUAGGAUGGCAGAUCUUGUGCUUUGUCUCGGGACAAGUUUGCAGAUAACUCCUGCAUGCAAUCUGCCUCUUAAAUCUCUCCGAGGUGGAGGGAAGAUUGUAAUUGUGAAUCUUCAGAAAACUCCAAAGGACAAGGAUGCAUCUUUGGUGAUUCAUGGGUUUGUAGACAUGGUUAUUGCAGGAGUCAUGGACCUGCUUAAUCUGCAGAUUCCUCCAUAUGUCAGGAUUGAUUUUUUCCAGACCAUCCUAACUCAAUCUUUGAGUGCAGAUGAACGAUAUGUGAACUGGAACCUUCGCGUAGCUAGUGUCCAUGGACUGAACGCACAAUUACCAUUCAUCAAGUCUGUUGAGGUUUCCUUCUCAGACAACCAAAAGUACAAACCGGCUAUUCUAGAUAAGCAACCAUUUCAAUUAAAAAGGAGAACUGCAAGGGCAGAAACGUUUGAAAUCUUUUUGAAGCUCAACUUCAGUGAUGGUUGUGGUUGUCUGUCCACUCAAAUCAAUAUCUCCUUUGAUUUUGAGGUCGCAACUGAAUGCCUGAAGCUAGAUAAAGACGCUGAAUUGCAAAGUCUGAGAGACGUGGCGAUUCAGCAAUCCUGCUGUUGCCAGAAUACACUUCUUGAGAGGAAAGCCCUUCUUGCCCCAAAAGGUGAAGUCACUGAUUAUGCAAUUGUAACCAACAUCAAAACCUUUGAAUCUCAUUCUGUAAGUAAUGGUGAUCUGAAAUGGAGAAAAGAGAGUGUGAAUGGCACCGGGACAUCUUGGAAGCGAUCAAGAAGUCGUAAGCGAAAACCGAUACCUUAGAGCAUGAGGGCAUGCACAUUGGUCGUGUUUGUGUAUACAGAUUACAAUGAGAACAAUGAUGAUGACGAUGAUGAUAAAACAUUAGUCAUGAACUGCAAAUUGUGUAACUUGGAAGGAACUGAGUGAAUUUUGGUAGAUGCUGCACUCAGCCUCCCCAGCUAUGGAUAGGAAAAGUAAAAUGGCAGCUUUGCAGGUUUUCUGGUA